CAACGCACUUCACAUGCUAAUUGAACCUCGUCUUAACUCCCUCUAUAAUUACUAUUUUUUCUUGUUAACAGUUUUCUAAAAGCAAAAUGUCCGCCCAGGCUGAGCCUCAGGAGCAGGAGGAGUUUGAUAAAUUCUUCACCGUGUUUGACGGCUCCUCUCCGGAGGAUGUGUCCCACGCCCGGCAGCUGUGGAGCUCGCUGUCCCUCCUGCCGCCACUGGAGUCCCGGCUGGUGUCCGCAGACAUCCAUCAGAGACUGCCGGUGUCCCGGCCGCAGCGGAGCAGCAGCAGCACCGGUCCCAGACAGUCCGCCCCGGAGCCGCCGAGUAUCCCUGCUCUCCGGCAGAGACAGGAGGAGAGACAGCGGUAUGUAGCCAUGGCCGACCAGAGGAGGGAGAUCCUGGCUCUGCUGAGGAGGCAGAGGGAGCAGAGGAUCCAGAAGGAGCUGCUCUCUGUGGCCUUUAAACCGAAGGUGAAGCUCGGUAGAGAAAAAAUGGUGAAGCUGCACAAACCUUCAGACUCUGAGAUGGACGAGGAGCUGGUGAAGCAGCUGCAAUGAAAGGACUGAGAUUAAGUGACAGUGUUUAUCUAAAAAGGAGUUGUACCUUGUUGUUGUACCUCAAAGUUCCUCCUGCAUAUUUUAUCUGUUAUGUGGAUUGGAAAUGAUCAAGUAAAUACUGUGGCACUAUUUAUUUUGUUGAGUGACACUGUUAAUAACAGGCUGAUGUUCAGCAGGUGUAAUGUUUUCCAUGCCAACAUGCUUUGAUUAUCAUUUGCUAAUUAGCUCUGAACACAAACUUGAGGCUGAUGGGAAUUGGACAAAUUAGAAUUUUCCAUCUGAUUGUGGCACCAGAUGAAAAAUCAGAGGAUCACCAAAGUCAUUAAUGCUGUUAAAGGCUCUGCAUACCCACACAGGUGUUUUCAGAUACACCAGCUGAUUGAACCUGUCAUAGUGUGUACGUUGCCUGGAGCUAUGUAAUGCUGGGAAGUGGCUUUUUCACAGCAGACAUUUGGGCUUGUCACAGCAGGAAAAGCACAGGUGUAACUGAUAACAUUACACGCAACUGCAUAGGUGAGCUGAUGACUGUGGCGACUCACUGAUAGAACACAUAAUGGACACUUGUUAGAACGGAGCCAUUGAUAAUGAAAUUAAACAACAAUAACAAUGUGUUUCCACCUGUUUUAAAAUGUCUGCCAUUCCUAAUUGUAGAAUCAAGUUUAUUGCCAAUUAGGUUUUUACAUAGGCUACAAGGAAGGGAGGGAACAUGAAAGCACCUGCGUGGAUUCUGUUAAAGUGUUUUAAAACAUAUCCUAAACCAAUAUUUUUGUCCUCGCUGCUGGUGUCUGCUGGUUCGUUUUCUGGUUCCAGCUUGUUGAUUGAGAAUUUGCUGCUUUCUUUUGUCUUAUAAUAGCACACUACUUAUGGUUAUGGACUGUUGGUAAGACAAAUCAAGACAUCAGACGUCACCUUGGGCUCUUUGAAAUUUUAAUCUUUACUUUUUUAGAAAAAACAAUGAACUGCAAAAAAAAGAGUAAGAAAUACUUUAUAAGAUCAUAUGCACUCCUUUAUUAUAUUUCUCAUAUUUAGACUAUAAUUUAAUUAAAGGAGCACUGUGUGAGGUUUAGGGGGAUUUAGUGGCGGCUAGUGGUGAGGAUUGCAAAUUGCAAUCAGCUGAAACUUCUCCAGGUGAGAAUUCCUUCAGUAGUUACUGUUCAGGAGGUUUUUACAGGGAGCCGAAUUAUCUGCAGAGGUCUCUUCCUCUCUUAAAUAAAUGGACCUGUUGAUUUAAACUGCUAAAAACACUGAAUGAAGCAUUUUCAUAUUACAAAUGAGUCUUUUUCCAAUGCUGUUUGGCCUGCUAGAGAUGGGCCGAUAGUCCAGCACCUGCUAAUGCACCUUUUUGAUAACUUAAGAUCCAGGCAUCCAGAGGCUGGAUCCGGAGGCUGCUAACUUUAUGGCUGACACAAAAAUGUGAAUGGCUCUAUAUCUGGAGCCAGUGUUUGGUUUGUCCGUUCUAGACUACAGUGGAAACAUGGCGGUGCAACAUGGCCAUCUCCAUGGACCUGCGCCCUAUGUAGAUAUAAACAGCUCAUUCUAAGCUGAUUCUAAGGUAACAAAAGCAGAGGUGAUUCUAUACUUAAGAAAACAUACGUAUUAUAUUAUAUUCCAUCUCUGCCAGUAUAUCCCCUUAAAUCCAACACACUGAACCUUUAACUCUCAGAAUGUUAUUAUAUACUGUCUUUUAAUUAAAUGAUGGGUUUUGACUGCAAAUCACAUUUUUUAGAUUUAAAUCAAGUAUUUCAACCUGCCUUUUUUAGCAUGAAGGUGCAAUGGUAUUCCAAGAUUGAAUUAUCUGAUUGUAUUUUAUGUCUUAAACUCUUACUGGUGUCAGCCGGAGCCAGUACACAGCAGUUUUCCUCAAACAGCAUUACGUAACGUGAAGUGAAGCCUGUGUGGAUAUUCAAAUUCCAAAUAUCCAGUGGAGAAGGCCCAACCAAAAUAGGAUAAGAAGAGGCCUGCUGACUGUUGACUUUAGCUAAUUUGGUUAAAGUUUUCAAAGCACAAAGAGCACACAGAGGCUCGCCAUCUAUAAACGCUCUUUAACCUCUCAAACCUCGAGUAUCAGCGUAAUUCACCCUUAAGUAGCUUUAGCGUGAUCCUCCAUUUUAAAUCCAUCAUCCAUCCAUCUUAAGUAUCAACAGUGCUCUUCUGUGCUGGCUGUUAUAAAUUUAUAGUUACCUCACAGAUGAAGAAGAACAUGUGUUUAACUCAUGUACAAUGAAAUUGUGGCAGAACAUUAUAUUUAUAUUCAGUUAAAAUCUGAUAGAAAUACGCAAAGGCAUAGGUUUUGUCCUUCAAGGAGGACAUACGAAACAAGGGGUCCUUUGUCAGAACAUUUUGAACACCAAACACUUAAUUUUCUGCACUGUGGGUAACUUUUAUGCACCAAAUUGUA
This is a messenger RNA of Epinephelus moara (kelp grouper), 2955 nucleotides long. It is a transcript of the gene hoatz, whose product is annotated as HOATZ cilia and flagella associated protein. Gene Ontology annotation, biological process: cilium assembly. Lineage: Eukaryota; Metazoa; Chordata; Actinopteri; Perciformes; Serranidae. The record is from RefSeq and is a predicted model, not a curated record. The coding region runs from base 87 to 557 and encodes 156 amino acids. The transcript has a single exon.